CGGGCGGUGGACGUGCGGCGGUGACAGCGGCUCUGAGCGGCGGACACACCGCGGAGAGGAGCGCUGUCUCCGGGGAGCGAGUCCGAGCGGCAGCGCUGCUUCUCCGCGGACAGACUCGCUCACCUGAGAUGCUGGAGCUGAAGAAGAGGUCUGGAUGAAGAGCUGCAGGGAGAAGAGUGGAAGCUGUCGCUGGAGAUGAACUGCAGGUGUGGGUAGCGGAGCCGACCGAGAGGAGCCUCACACCUCUUGCACUGCUUCCCCUCUGGACCCACACGGACACAGAUUGGGCUCAGUUCAAGCGCAGCCAUGCUGAUCAAGGAGUACCGGAUCCCCAUGCCGAUGAGCGUGGAGGAGUACCGCAUCGCUCAGCUCUACAUGAUCCAGAAAAAAAGCAGAGAGGAGAGCUGCGGCGAGGGCAGCGGCGUGGAGAUUCUUGAGAACAAACCCUACGAGGACGGCCCCGGAGGCUCGGGUCAAUACACCCACAAGGUCUAUCACAUCGGCAAACACAUCCCGUCCUGGUUCUGCGCCAUUCUGCCCCAAGCUGCCCUUCGGGUGGAGGAGGAGUCCUGGAACGCUUACCCCUAUACGCGAACCCGGUACACUUGUCCUUUCGUAGAGAAAUUCUCGAUCGACAUUGAAACUUAUUAUAAACCAGACACUGGAACUCAAGCAGAUGUCUUCAACAUGUCCUCCGCCGAAAAGAGACAGAGGACCAUUGACCCCAUAGACAUCGUCAAGGACUACAUCGCUCCUCAUGAAUACCUGGUGGAAGAGGACCCUAAACUGUAUCAGUCAGUCAAAACGAGGCGGGGGCCGUUAUCAGAGGACUGGAUUGAGGAGAUCAACAAGAAUCCCAGUCAGAACGCCGUCAUGUGUGCCUACAAACUCUGCAAGGUGGAGUUCAGAUACUGGGGCAUGCAGUCCAAGAUCGAACGCUUCAUACACGACGUUGGCCUGCGUAAAGUGAUGGUUCGAGCUCACCGGCAGGCGUGGUGCUGGCAGGACGAGUGGUACGGUUUGACCAUAGAGGACAUACGGCAGCUGGAGCUGGAGACCCAGCUGGCUUUAGCCAAGAAGAUGGCACAGUACAGCCUCAGUGAGGAGGGGGGAGCCGAAACCAACGGCUCCUCCGUCAGCCAAGACCCCGAGCAGGGAGCAGAGGCCGCGGGGUCGGCCGCUGAGGCCGAGGGGGCUCGAGGGAAGUUUGCAGAGUCCCUGGAGUCUCGGGGGGAGCUCACCAAGCAGUGGUCCACAUCCUCCAGAUCAUCCAACAGGUCAUCGAAGAGAGGAGCGAGUCCAUCUCAUCAGAACAUUUCAGAGUGGAGGAUGCAGAGCAUCGCCAGAGACUCAGACGACAGCACAGACGAUGAGUUCUUCGAUGCUCACGAGGCCCUCUCUGAUAAUGAGGAAAUGUUCUGCAAAGAGAUCACCAAGUGGAACUCAAAUGAUCUCAUGGACAAAAUAGAAACGAUAGGAGAUGAAGCACAAGAAACUCUCUAUCAGGGGUCGAGUGAGGAGUAUACCCGCCUGAACAACGAGGAGACUCAGAUGGAGGACUGUUCAUCCCAGCAAUGUCCUCAGCCGUCCAAAAUCCACGUCCUCAUUCUGGUUCUGCAUGGUGGCAACAUACUGGACACAGGUUCUGGUGAACAGAGCAGCAAGCAAGCCGAUGUAAACACUCUGAGUGGGGCUUUUGAGACUGUGAUGAGGGUCCAUUAUCCCGCAGCGUUGGGUCGCAUCGCCAUCCGGAUGGUCCCCUGUCCUGCUGUGUGUGUCGACGCCUUCUCCCUCGUCUCCAAUCUAAGCCCCUACAGCUACGACGAGGGCUAUCUGUCCAGCAGCCAGGACCACAUCCCACUUGCCGCUCUGCCUCUUUUGGCUACCUCUGCGCCACAGUACCAAGAUGCCGUGGCAACCGUCAUUUUACGGGCCAAUCAGGUGUACAGUGACUUCAACAAGUCUUCAGAAGGAGCGUCUUUCAAUGGCCAGGUGUGUGUUAUUGGGGACUGUGUUGGCGGUAUCCUGGGCUUCGACGCUCUUUGCAGCAGCUCUGUGACAGUGUCAGAGAGCCAGAACAGCAGCAGACGGGGCAGCACCAUCAGUGUCCAGGACACAGACCUUCUUUCUCCGGGCAUCGUCAUAAACAGCAUCUCUCCAUCCUCGCCAUCCCUUGAAGGAAGCCGACAUCUCAGCCGUAGCAACAUCGACAUUCCCCGCUGCUCCGGCCCAGAUGACCCCAAGACUCAACUGCCACGCAAGCGCAGUGACUCCUCCACGUACGAACUGGACACCAUCAAACACCACCAAGCAUUCCUGUCCAGUCUUCACUCCAGUGUUCUCCACGGGGAUCCAGGAUCACGGCGUUCCAGCAACAGCACCAUGUUGGAGGGAGGCUCCUUGGGGAAGUUCGACUUCGAGGUGACUGACUUCUUCCUGUUUGGCUCUCCUCUGGGUCUGGUGCUUGCACUGAGGAAGACUGUGGUCCCCUCCUUAGAUGUGUCGGCUCUGCGUCCAGCUUGUCAGCAGGUUUAUAACCUGUUUCAUCCAGCCGACCCCUCAGCCUCCCGGGUCGAGCCUCUCCUAGACAAGAGGUUUCACCUGCUGCCUCCCUUCACCAUCCCCCGCUACCAGCGCUUUCCUCUCGGUGAUGGACACUCGGCUCUCUUGGUUGAAACUGUGCAGAGUAACCCUCAGCUUCUGAUGGAGUCUGGAAGCGCAGCAUCCCACCGCUGUCUGGAAAGCCCCAUCAGCGAGACCUCCAUCCCAGUCCCUGUCCUCAACUGGCCAAACUCACAGCUCCACCCAGACACUGACUCUCUUCAGUCGCAUAUCUUUGUGGACGGCCUGUCCCCAUCGUCCCCAUCUCCCGGGGUUCCUCACCUUCGCUGCAGUCGCAGGGCCAGCGAGGUCAGCAUAGCCAGCCAGGUGUCGGGGGUAGCCGACUCUUACACGACUUCCAACAUUGCCACAACAAACAAAUGUGAAGUCAGCCCCACUAAAAGGCCCAGCCUGCUGUCCCACCUGCCUCUACCCUACAAUAGAUUUGUCUCUCGGAGCCCAAGCAAUCGCUCACGCAACAAAAUACGUCGGGUGUUUCCGAGACCCAAUGGCGUGGAGUCUGAGCAGAGCUCGGACGUUAGCUCUGACAUGACCUCGGACAUGACGUCUGACAUCACAAGCAUCAGUUCGGUGCCCCCAUCCCCUGGGUUGCGGAAGAACAUAGAGCAAGUUACGUCUCGCUGGUGGGGCAGUAAGAGGAUGGACUACGCUCUGUACUGUCCUGAUGCCCUGACAGCGUUUCCGACGGUAGCGCUGCCCCACCUCUUCCACGCCUCCUACUGGGAAUCAACCGACGUCGUCUCAUUCCUGCUCAGACAAGUAAUGAGACACGAGAACUCCAGUAUUUUGGAGCUGGAUGGCAAAGAAGUAUCUGAAUUUACUCCGUCCAAACCUCGAGAGAAGUGGCUUCGCAAGAGGACUCAUGUUAAAAUUCGGAAUGUGACGGCGAACCACCGUGUGAAUGACACCGUGUUCACAGAGGACGGCGUGCAGACGGUGACGGGACGUUUCAUGUACGGUCCUUUGGACAUGGUCACUCUCACAGGAGAGAAGAUUGACAUCCACAUCAUGACCCAGCCUCCCUCUGGAGACUGGGUGUUGUUCAGCACAGAGCUCACCAACAGCAGUGGACGCGUCUCUUAUGUAAUCCCAGAGAGCAAAAGGCUGGGUAUUGGAGUGUAUCCUGUCAAAAUGGUGGCCAGAGGGGACCAUACGUUCGCAGACAGCUAUCUCACCAUCAUUCCUAAAGGGACAGAGUUUGUGGUUUUCAGUAUUGACGGGUCCUUUGCUGCCAGUGUGUCCAUCAUGGGGAGCGACCCCAAAGUCCGAGCUGGGGCCGUGGACGUGGUCAGGUACUGGCAGGACUUGGGCUACCUGAUAGUUUACGUCACAGGUCGUCCUGACAUGCAGAAGCAGCGUGUGGUGGCCUGGCUCUCCCAGCAUAACUUUCCCCACGGCGUCGUCUCCUUCUGCGAUGGGCUGGUUCACGACCCACUCAGACACAAGGCCAACUUUCUCAAAUCCCUCAUCAACGAGGCCCACAUGCGGAUCUUUGCAGCCUACGGCUCCACCAAGGACAUCUCUGUGUACACGUCCAUGGGCCUGUCUCCCUCUCAAAUCUACAUCGUGGGAAGGCCCACGAAGAAGAUGCAGCACCAGUGUCAGUUCAUUCCAGACGGAUACGCGUCCCACCUCUCCCAACUGGAGUACAACCAGAGGUCUCGCCCCACCAAGUCUGCCAGCGCCCGUGUGGUCCUCCGCAAGGGCAGCUUUGCUCUGGGCGCAGCCGGGGGAGACUUCCUCCGCAAACGCAACCACAUAUUUCGCACCAUUUCCUCCAAGCAGCCUGGGGGUUCAGGGUCCGGCUCCGCCAACCAGCCCGGCCGGACUGAGCGCACACUGAGCCAGUGCGAAGGGGAGCGGGAGCGAGGGGGCCCGGGGGCAACGCAGAGGAGUAUGAGUAUAGCAGCGGGGUGCUGGGGCCGCAGCGGGAGUGCCAGGGAGGGCAGUGGGGGGUUGCUCGGCCCCAAGUAAGAGUUCACACCAGGAGCUUUGGUGAUAAAGGACCUGGCAUGGGCCACCAUAAUCGCUGGAAGGGGCAAAGAAGGAGGAAAUGGAUUUAAGGUCUUUUGGGUUAUAAAUUAAAGGACCAUGUGAAAGAAACGAUAAAGAUUAGACAAAAGAGAUGCAGAUGGAUCUCUCCAGGAGGAAUGGACUGAUCAGGUCAAGGUGGAUCCAGAAAACAAAACAGUUCUGUAGCAUGACUCUUUUACAGUGAUAAUUUUAUAGAAUGCAUCAUUUAAAUAUUACAGAAAAUUACAAGAAAGAUAUAUGGAAAUAUUGUAAGCCUUAAAUUAAUCUCGUACAACGAGACCCCCUUCAUUUGUGUUUCUGAACAAUGUGCUGUCCAAGCAUUCACACUCAUGAGCUCAGGACAAACUGCAAAACCGCACUCAUCUUCACCCACAUGUUCCAGCUGUUCCAGCAGUGAUGGGCAAUUACAACUGGAAAAAAACCCUCAUGAUGCAAAGACGCAAGGCAAAUGUAACAUCAAAUUAAAGAAAGAAAUAGAUCACUUCAACCACAUUAAAAGAAAGAAAAUAUUGGAUAAAUCUUUGCAGAUAGUUUUUGGUUUCAUUUGUUCAGAAAAGAAGAAAGUCGAUGAAACUUUCAGUUGGGCAAAUUUCUCCCAAAUGCAAAAUGGUUCAUACUGAUGUCAGUGGAAGGUUGUGCUGGGUACAGCCUAGCCGUCCAUCCCUCGUCUGUAACCAUCUCAUCCUAUCCAGGAUCAGCUGGGUCUGCUGGAGUCUGUACCAUCUGUCUGGGCAAAAUGGCACCGGAUCCGGUCAGAUUUCCAAACUUAGCCUAAUGUAAGUGAGUGGGCUUAGCCUGGCCUAAAUAUGGCACCAAAAUAUCUGCAUAGUUGGUGCCUCUAACUUCCAGGUUGAGUCUAAUGCAGAACUAAGUUUAGUUGCAGUUCCUCGACUGGCACCAAAAGCCAAUCAAUCUCCCUUGACUCCGAUGUUAAAAUGUCCAACUUCAGAGCUGAAAUAAAGAUAGUUACAGUCUGGUUUGUAUUAACCCAGCGACGGCUAAACUUUUCUAAUUUUUGAUUUCCCGCCGAGAACAUGCUGGGGUACUUAUAAUACUAGCUCCAGACAUUCAAACAGGAUGCGCAUAGAGUGUAUUUAAUUCAAUUUCUCAAAUCCAGUCCUUAUGGUUUGGGACGAUCCGACACAUCUUGUGAGAACUUUGUCCCACAUGGUUAGAAAUGGUAUUGCUAUACAGAGUGGCCUAAAUAAAAAAAAAAAGCAUAAAAGAUGGAUGAACUGUUCAUUGAUUGAAUGAGAGUACGAUCGUUGAAACGUCUUGCUUCUGAGAGGAAACUACUUCUUGUUUUAGUCACAAAACAGUAUUGUUCGUCAUUGUUUUUAAUACAUAUUCUAAUAGCAGCUGGAGUUUUUAUUGCACCCUGUGUAAAUAUUUCACUUCAGCAUGGCCUCUGGGGCCACCCAAGGCCUUAAUAUGACACUUGCUCCGAAGAAGAAACAGAAAGCAGGAAAAAAUAGGGCAUGCAGCAUUAAAGCAACAACUGAAACUGUACAGUCCACAGCAACAAUCCCUUUAUAUAUUAAUCUGCUUGCAAUACCUCUGAUCCACCUGCUGGUGGCAAUCUGUUUCUCGCUGCUCCUGGGAGACACUGGUGUUCCCCAGAUUUUUGCCCUUUUUGCUCAUCGGUACAGGACAGACCGAGUCUUACUGAGGACCAUGAAAAACGAGGGACAAAUUUCAGGAUUUACUCGUAGCUUUCAGUCACAAAGACCUUUAUUGACAUUUGUACCAAAAGGACUGAUGAAUAAGCUGAAUUUAUUCAGCUUGAAUGUCGCAAACACUGGGCUGAUCCUUUUAGAGGUGAAUGUGCCUCUUUUUCACCUCACCCAGCUUAGCUGCUUAUGUCUACAGAACUGUAUAUUUUCAUGCAAAGAAGACUUGCUGAAGAAGAUGCCUCAUCUGUGAUCCAAAAACACAAUGUGCACAAAACAAAUGUCCUACUCCUGAAGCCACCCCUACCCAUUAAAGGAUAGUUCUGCAGAUUUUCAGAUCUUAAAACACUAGUCAGGUUUCUGUAAGAUCACAGACAUAGGUUUUAUCUAUUCUUUUCUCAUGAAAAUAUCACUUCUCAAUGUGCUUCCAGUUUAAGUGAUGAUGGACAAGAUCACAAGUUGAUUGCAAAUAUCUUUACAUUACAUCCUAUUUAGCUAACAUGGAGGUUCAAAGCAGCCAAGAAAUUAUAGUUUAAGAGCAGCUGUAUACGGGUGGACCUCCUCCUCAAUCUUUUCAAUUACAGUGUUGGUCCUGGAAGGAUCUAGUGACUUGGCUUACUACUACUCCUUACCAAAACAAGGGGAAGAAAAAUCAAGUAGAACAACAAAAUGAACAAUAAAGUAAUUGAUAGGGUUUUUGUGUGUACACUUUUUUUGUGUACAGAGAUGGUGAAGAUGAAUGAGAAGACUUAAACUCGAAAGGUUAAAGGGGACCUAUUAUGAAAAACAAGUUUUUUCUUGCUUUAACAUAUAUAAAGUGGUCUCCCCUCAGCCUGCCAACUCAGAGAAGGAGGAAAGCAACCAAAUUCUGCAGUGUCUGUACAGCCGCCCGGAUGAGCCAUCCAGUGUGCUGUGGCUUCUACGAGCGGAACAGAUUCUGCUCCCUUUCGUUACGUAACCAAAAUGCAAACCACGCCCACAACUAAACACUGUGUCCUAACUGCAUGCGAGCGUCCGACUAUCGCGUCGCACUGCGUGACAUCGGACGCUCUCUGUCCAUCUCCCUCCAGCCAGCUGCCACUUUAUUGAGGUUUUUGUAGUGAAAUGAGGAGGUAUCAUAGAGAUAACUUCUCAUUUCAACUAACUGGAUCAGCCGUUCCUCAUCCGUGACUGUUUCACACAGCGCUUUCAACGCGAGCGACAGGAAGAAAAUAGUAGCAGGGCUUCCGACAAAUGUUCAGCUCAAAACGGCGCGCCACGUCACUGCGUCGCUGCUUUGCUGCGUCGCGGCUUUGCUGCUUCGCGGCUUUGCUGCGUCGCGGCUUCGCUGCGUCGCGGCUUCGCUGCGUCGCGGCUUCGCUGCUUCGCUGCGUCGCUCGCGGCCAGUUAGGACAGUCCAAUAGAAAAUAAAGCAAUGGAAUUGAUUUUGUCGCUGACGCUCGCUCGCAUCGCAUGCAGUUAGGACACGGUAACUCCGCCGGCCGGAGCUUCCGCCAUUUUUUCGUUGCAGUGUAUCACGUCAUUCAGGCAGCCAAUCAGCACAGUGCCUGAUUAUCAUAGCCGCCCCGCCCACUCAGAAUCCAGACACUGGGAAGCUGCAGACAUGGCUCAGAGGCUGAAUUUCUAAUUUAUUUAGCAAAAACAAUCAAAAGCUUGUUUUUAAGACAUUCAAGGCCUGUUUAAAAUAGGUAUUAGAUGCCAUAAUAGGUCCUCUUUAAACUUCACCUCUUGCCUACAGGGUACCCAAUCCGCACAAGUUACCACCACCUUCCACCCAGCAGUUUUUUUAACCUUAUUUAAGUACUUACCCUAUGGCAAGGACUUGUGGAAGACCUGUAGAAGUUCCUGAAAAUCCUUGUUGCGGGACUGUUCUUAGUAAUAUAGAUUAACACUAAUGACUGAAGCCAAGAAAAAAAAACAAGGGCACCCAAUAAUGUAAACCUGUAUAUAAAACAAUGAUUAGAGUUGUUUUUUAGGUCCCAUGCCUAAGUAUAGAUGACUGCAUAAAUAGUGGUGUACCAAAAGGCUCGAUUCUAGAAAUUUUUAUUUUAUUUUCAUAGCUACUCGUUUUUUCCGGUCCUAAUCACUUCCCAACUAAGAGAAAUGCUGUCUAAUAAAAUACAUGUUUUUGAACAGACAGAAGAUUGAUUUUUGCUCCCAUCACUUGCACUGGAAGCGUAAACAAGAGAAAAUGAUUUCAGAUGAGUACCUAACUGUGUUAUUAGACUGAAUAAUCUCCAAACCUUUCCUUUAAGCCUGUGAGUUUUUGGAGGAUGUUUGUGUGAAGCUGCAGCUUUUACAUGAUCCAGUAUUGUAUUUAUUUCCACCCUUUAUGAUAAGCAGUGUCUUCAACCCACCGCAAAAGCCAAAAUCAUUUUCUUAUACUGUAGGUAAUCAACUGUAGAACCUCGUUGUUAUUUUUUGCACUAGUUUAUGGUGGAAAUAUACUGUAGUUGCCAUCUCAUAUCGCUACUUUUGAACACCUCUGUAGUGCAAGACAGUUUUAUUUAUGUCAGGGUAAACUGUACGUGCAGGUAUGUGCAUGUCUGUAUAUUUCACCAAGAUAUGAAAACAAUGUCAGUAUGAUGAAUGUGCCAAACGGUUGAUGGAGAAGAGUAGAAAAUAUUUAAAUCAGGGAUUUUCAAAAUCUGACACUGUGGACCCCCAGCACCAUCAAUAACCACUAUGAUCCCAGUUUUACUUACAAAAUGUGAUGACUCUACUUUAAAAGUUUCUGAACUUAAGAUCACGUCAUGCUUCAGAAGCCAGUGUAAUGGCUGAUUCAUGCCUCUGCAUCAAACCAACGACAUAUGCUGCCGUAACGUAGCAUAGCCACCAUCGUAACCUGACAUGAACCUCUCCAUUAAUGCAACUAUGCAUGAGGUUGAAGCAUGAAAUUUGAUUGGCCUGUUUGGUAGCACUGUAUUCUAUUUCCCGCUGCAUAACUUCUUCUUUGUCAUUUUGAGGUUGGAUAGCAAGAUAAAUUGCUUUAAUCUCAGAAAAAGUUACUAUUUCUCAACAUUUAGCAACUCCAACUCUUUUAUUAUUCCAUUGCUUUGUCUGAGGAACAUAAAGGAAAUAAAGCAUUGAAAGCUACUGUGCUACAAAAAGAGCCCACACUGCCACCUAGUGUUUAACGGUGUAAUUACAGCAAAAUACAACAAGAACAAGCAUGAAAACCAACUAAUACCCUUUUCACAUAGGACUAGUAUUACUUCAGGAUUGAUCUUGAUGCAAGAUGGAAAGUUUCUUUCUACAUGUAGAUGUGCAUGCUCUGGGCUUCGUUGUUUUUAUAGGUCUCCAUCUGAAGCUAAAUGUAAAUUUCUUUAUUUUAUCCACCAAAAACAUAUCAUUAGACUAUAUGUGUGGAUAUAUCAUUACAUAAUAUCCCUAUAUCUACUGUAGCUGCAAAAAUUAUGCUGCGAAAGAGUCAGAAGAAGUGUGAGCUUUCUGUGAUUUGUAAAAACCACGGACAUGGCACAUUCACACCAGAUUAAUAUCACAGCUGGCAUCUGUAAUUACAAAUUGCUCCAAUUCUCUAGAUCAGUGGUUCUCAAAUGGGGGUACGCGUACCCCUGGGGGUACGUGAAGGCACUACAGGGGGUACGUGAGAUUUUAAAAUAUACAUAUAUUUAAAAAGUAGCAUCCACGCAAAAAUCCUUUAAAAAUAAAUAUUUCAUAAAUAAUUGAGGAAAAUAUAAGUCUAAAUUCAUAAAAUGAAUUUUAUCUUCAGGAGUAGGCUAUUCAACUUAUUAUCCUAAAACCGCAGAGUAUCCCCCAUACCAGGAUGGUUCCACCUAACCUGUCAAAAGGCCACCUGGCUUCACCUGUCAAUCUUGGACCAACGAUGGAGUCGUGGUUGAAGCAUAGCAGCAAUAUUUUUUAUGUUUAAUAAAUCAGUUACUGAUGGCAUAUUGCUCUGUUUUAGGUCUUUUUUUUUUAAAACCAAAAGUGCUUUGCGCUGGUUAGGGGGUACUUGGCUGAAAAAAUAUUUCACAGGGGGUACAUCACUGAAAAAAGGUUGAGGACCACUGCUCUAGAUCAUUCUAGUCCACCGCAAAUAGGGCAUAAAAGUCUCCAGUCCGGUCUUGGUCCUGGUAGGGUCCACUAUUUAUUUGAUUUUUUUGGAGAGAACGAUUACGCUAUGCUAGCAUCUACGGCUAGUUAGCACACUCAGCACAGAAAAAAAAUACUUUUAUCAUUGUGUAAGCUGUUUGAAACUAGAAAAUAUGUUUCUCUUCCAUGGCAGCAACAAGUUGAUGGUGAUAAUAUUAGCAUGGCUAGCAUUAGCAUCAAACUACCCUAUCCUUAAAGAACUGAGGUUUCUUUUGUUUUCUUUUUGUUUUUUUUUUUUUUUAUAGUUUUGUAGCAUAAAAAUGCCAAAUGGGUGGUUUAAGGUUCUUAUUUACACCCUUGAAUGUACAAUCAACUUUCAUGGAAUUACGUCUUUGUUGAAAAUAACAUAUUUUUUUGUAUAUGAUGGAUAUUGGAAAUAGAAAGUAGAGCUUUUAAAUUGUUAAUUGGGAUAAUGUAGAGUUUAUAAAAUGUUUUAUGGGAUAAUGUGAGAUCACAGGCCCAAAAACACCUAAAGCGUCCUAUUGGUUUUUAACACGUCUGGGUGGUCCUUAUUCUUUGAAAACCCCUCAUUUAAACUACACCCACCCUUUAUCAGAAUAUGAUAAACACUGUGUACUGAGAGUGUUUCUUACUGCUUUGAGUUGAUUUUUUCAUCAGAAAAUACUUUGAUAUGUGUAGUUCAUGUUGUGCCGUAUUUAUGUUACAGGUUUUUGGGUAACAAGAUAUUCCCCUUCAGCCGUUUGGCUGCGAAGUUGAAUGUCUGUCUGCACAUCUGGAUCCUGAGACUGUUCGGGAGCCAUGGUUGUGUCGUUGUACAAAGAUGUAAAUGUAGGAUUUAAAUGGUUCAGAGCUAUUUAUUUACACAAAAAUCAUGUUAUUUGAGAAAUUUCAGGUGAAUUAUAUUUGAAAUAUGUAGCAUUUUAUUUGUGAGUUUGACUGUCAGUGAGGCGAUGGACCAACACAAGGUUUUUGUUUUUACCAGUGCAAUAUUCCAGUUACAGCAGGGGAACAAUCUAUCAAGAUACAAGCUACAGGCGGUUUGAAACCACACACACUCAUGAACCAACGACGGCUGUUUAACACCUCAUGAAAGCUGAAUUUAAGCUUCUGUACACCACUGCUGAUUCUUUACAGCAGACAACUGCUGAGCAUUUUAUAGGACUUACAGUACCUAUUUUUCAAGCUGGAAUAUUUUACAAAAACUUUGAAAUAUAACUGGAGACUUUUUUCAGUCAGAUUAAGUGCAUGGGAAAUCAAACCUCAUAACGUAGAACUAUUUAACAAUCUGUUGCAUGUUGUCUAUCAAAAUGAAACUACUUAACCUUCAUACUUAACAAUGAUAAAGCAGUUAUGUUGUCCACUUUACCCUCAUUGUUUAAUUAAAUGUAUAAUAAAAUUAUUUGAAAAAUACAUAUGAAACUAUUGCCAUUUUGGAUUGAAAAAUAAAUAAUUAAAUCAGACAUCGGGAGAGCUGUUUGUGUUUUACCCAGAGUUUUGAAUGCUAAUGUGUUGUUAUCAAGACUGGUAGAUCCCUCAUGUUCUGUCUAUAAAAUCUGAAACUA
This is a messenger RNA of Cololabis saira (Pacific saury), 11965 nucleotides long. RefSeq names its product membrane-associated phosphatidylinositol transfer protein 2-like. The coding region runs from base 307 to 4596 and encodes 1429 amino acids. The transcript has 28 exons. NCBI's taxonomy places the organism in Eukaryota, Metazoa, Chordata, Actinopteri, Beloniformes, Belonidae. Gene Ontology annotation, biological process: phospholipid transport. The record is from RefSeq and is a predicted model, not a curated record. Gene Ontology annotation, cellular component: cytoplasm. Gene Ontology annotation, molecular function: phosphatidylcholine intramembrane carrier activity; phosphatidylinositol binding; phosphatidylcholine binding.